UAUGGUUCCCAUUUAUAAAUACCUUUUUGAGUUGUAAAAGAUCGUAACAUAACUUUUGCGCUUUCUCUCCCAUAUUCUCUUCAUCUACAUGCUCUUACCAUGGCUGUGGAUCACCAAGAACCGCAACAACAACAACAGCACCAACCCUCGAUGUUUCCGUGGAAGCUCCGGCGGAGGGUCCCACUGCUCCGGCGUCGGAAGGGGCAGACGGUGCGGCUGGGAGGGAAGAAGCGAUGGCGGCGAAUUUCGGGGCUACUUAGGAUGUUUCGGAGGAUGCGUUUAAGGUGGCUAAAGUUGCAAUAUGUUCGCAUGUUGAAGAGGCUUAAGGAACACUACCGAAACAUCGUUAAGGAUCUGGUCGAAGCUGGGUCCACCAUUGAAACCUUUCAGCAACGUCUUUUCAUGGAAAGCACUUUUGCAAUCCCCGUUGGUGUUAACUUGUCUACUUAUCCUUCUCGCUUUGGAUCAGAUCGCCCCAGAACCAUCUUCAUGUAAAGUUCUUUUUUUUAAAAAAAUUUUAUUUUAUUUAUAUCCCUCUCAACCCAAAACUUUUAUUUUUUUUUCUCUAUUUUCUUUUAUGUAUGUAAUUAUAUUGGAAGAUAAAGGCAUAAGGAGACUCAACUCAAGUCCCUUAUAUCCUUCGUUUUUAUUAUUCUCUGAAAAUUUUCUCUUUUCUUCCC
This is a messenger RNA of Glycine soja, 680 nucleotides long. RefSeq lists its product as uncharacterized. The record is from RefSeq and is a predicted model, not a curated record. The transcript has a single exon. Bases 100 to 495 code for a protein of 131 amino acids. NCBI's taxonomy places the organism in Eukaryota, Viridiplantae, Streptophyta, Magnoliopsida, Fabales, Fabaceae.